This is a messenger RNA of Zingiber officinale, 477 nucleotides long. RefSeq lists its product as uncharacterized. Lineage: Eukaryota; Viridiplantae; Streptophyta; Magnoliopsida; Zingiberales; Zingiberaceae. The transcript has 3 exons. The coding region runs from base 1 to 477 and encodes 158 amino acids. The record is from RefSeq and is a predicted model, not a curated record.
AUGGAGGUUUAUCUGAAGACCAGCUUCGACCAGUGGUUCAGCAUCACCAGAAGCUAUAAGGCUCUGGUCAAUAAUGCCGGAAGUCCAAUGGACCCGGAACAGUGGAAUCCGGAGAUGAAGAAGAAAGCCCAAAUAGAUUUCAAGGCUCUCAGCACCCUACAGUGCGGGCUAACGAAAGAAGAACUGAACCACGUCGACCCACAUGAAAAUGCAAAGGAACUGUGGGGCAAGCUCAUCGAAUUGCACAAGGGAGCCAUCGACGCGAAGGAAGGAAAAACUACGAGUCAACUCCACGCAAGGAUAAAGGACAUCCUCAAGGGGCUUCACAACAUCAGCAACCAGAUGGAGAACUGUGACCUGAUAAGGUUAAGAAAGGAAUUGACCUUUUUGCAGGUUCCUCUAAAGACAAGCCAAGAACCAAACCUGAAUCUGAAGGUGAGUUUGACUAAGACCCAGGAGACGAAGAAUAUUUGGUGA